Candoia aspera is the source of this 1067-nucleotide messenger RNA. It is a transcript of the gene PITPNA, whose product is annotated as phosphatidylinositol transfer protein alpha. The record is from RefSeq and is a predicted model, not a curated record. Gene Ontology annotation, biological process: phospholipid transport. NCBI's taxonomy places the organism in Eukaryota, Metazoa, Chordata, Lepidosauria, Squamata, Candoiidae. The transcript is spliced from 12 exons. Gene Ontology annotation, cellular component: cytoplasm. The coding region runs from base 118 to 933 and encodes 271 amino acids. Gene Ontology annotation, molecular function: phosphatidylinositol transfer activity; phosphatidylcholine intramembrane carrier activity; phosphatidylinositol binding.
CCGGAACCCGGAGUGCGGCGGACGGGGACGGAGGGGCCGAAGGGCGACGGACGGGCGGCCGGCCAGCCCGCGCGAGAGCAGCGCAGCGCAGCGAGAGGAGCGCGCCCGCCGCCCGCCAUGGUGCUCGUCAAAGAAUACCGUGUUGUUUUGCCUGUGUCGGUGGAGGAGUACCAGGUGGGGCAGCUGUACUCUGUUGCUGAAGCCAGCAAGAAUGAAACUGGAGGGGGCGAAGGGGUAGAAGUGCUGGUGAAUGAGCCGUACGAGCGAGAUGGAGAGCGGGGGCAAUAUACACACAAGAUAUACCACUUGCAGAGCAAGGUCCCUCCCUUUGUGAGAAUGCUGGCCCCUGAGGGAGCCCUGGACAUUCACGAGAAAGCUUGGAACGCGUACCCUUUCUGCCGGACCGUUAUAACAAAUGAGUACAUGAAGGAUGACUUUUUGAUCAAAAUUGAAACCUGGCACAAACCGGAUGCGGGCAUGCAGGAGAAUGUCCACAAACUGGAUCCCGAGGAGUGGAAGAACGUCGAGGCCAUUUAUAUAGACAUUGCAGAUCGGAGCCACGUGCUUUCCAGGGAUUACAAGCCAGAAGAAGACCCAGCAAAAUUCAAAUCAGUCAAGACAGGCCGUGGCCCUCUGGGGCCCAACUGGAAGAAGGAGCUGGGCAAGCAGGCUGAAUGCCCGUACAUGUGUGCUUACAAGCUAGUAACGGUCAAAUUCAAAUGGUGGGGUCUGCAGAACAAAAUUGAGAACUUUAUUCAGAAGCAAGAGAGGCGGCUUUUUACAAAUUUCCACCGGCAGCUGUUCUGCUGGCUCGAUAAAUGGGUUGACCUGACAAUGGAGGACAUUCGCAGAAUGGAGGAAGAGACGAAGAGGCAGCUGGAUGAGAUGAGAGAAAGAGAUCCUUUGAAAGGCAUGUCGGCUUCAGAUGACUAGUGUGGAUUCCUUUAACGCACGUGUGCGAGGGAGUCUGCAGGAAGGCCCAGGAACUCCACCCACUUGACCAGUGGACCUUCUCUGGAUGAUCAAGCCCUCCUUUCUCCAGUCAGCCGGCAACUUCCACCCCCCUU